AUGGGACUGAUAUUGAUUCUAACAGCAGUGUUGUUAGUUUUCUCCGGACAUGGGGACUGCUCAGAGGCGGAGGAACGGUUGAUGAUCGAUGUUUUUCGGGGUUAUAAUUAUUUAAUCCAGCCGGUCCGAAAUCUCUCCGAACUGCCGGUUGUCGUCAAGGUGGCCCUCCAGCUGGUCUUGCUCAUUAAUGUGGAUGAGAAGGAGCAAGUGAUGCAUACAAAUGUUUGGGUCACAUUGAAAUGGUACGAUUUUCAAAUGAGAUGGAAUCCGGUGGACUACGGAGAAAUUCAGAAUAUACGAGUCUCACCUGAUAAAGUGUGGCUGCCGGAUAUUGUGCUCUUUAACAAUGCGGAUGGUACUUUUGAGGUAUCGUUCAUGUGCAACGUCGUGAUUGAGCAUGAUGGUUCGAUGCUCUGGGUACCGCCAGCAAUCUAUAAAAGCUCUUGUAUUAUAGAUGUGGAAUACUUCCCAUUUGACGAGCAGACUUGCCACUUGAUUUUCGGCUCAUGGACGUAUAACGAACAAGAGAUUACAUUGGAAUUCGAGAAAUCGGAAUAUGUUGAUUUAUCUGAAUACGCCCCUUCUUCAAUUUGGGAUGUAAUCGAUGCUCCGGCGUCGCUAGUCGAUAAACGGAGUCGAAUCGAGUUCCAAGUAAAAAUCAGAAGAAAAACUUUAUUCUACACUGUUGUGCUCAUCAUUCCCACCGUUUUGAUGGCCUUCCUAUCAAUGGCUGUAUUUUUCUUGCCGACAGAUUCGACCGAGAAGAUGACGCUCACAAUCUCCGUCUUGCUCUCUAUCGUCGUGUUUUUGUUGCUGGUCUCCAAAAUUUUACCUCCAACUUCUAGCACAAUUCCGUUGAUGGCAAAGUACCUUCUGUUAACCUUUGUCCUAAACGUCAUUACCAUCCUGACGACCGUCAUUGUUAUUAAUGUAUAUUUCCGUGGGCCACUCACCCAUGAUAUGCCGCAAUGGGUUAGGCGGGUGUUUUUGGAGAUUCUGCCCAAAUUCAUGUGCAUGAAGCGUCCGAAAAGGAUCAAGAAGAUGGCAAAACGCGAUAAGAAGCAAUCAAAUGGAGCCGUCGCGGCGGUGCCAGGACUUGGUAAAUUUACGCUUAACACGGCUGAACACCAUCCAUUUUGUGCGAGUGGCAGUGUUAAGGACAGAACCCAUCUGGCGCCUCCAUCACCGGAUUUGCACAUAAAGCGUGAUCCACAGACAGCGUUGUUUUAUCCGUUGACAGCCGAUGGCAUACGAGCAAUUGAUGCUAUUGAAUAUAUAACCGACCAUCUCAAAAAAGAAGAAGAACACAAAAUGCAACGUGACGAUUGGAAAUAUGUUGCAAUGAUCAUCGAUCGGCUACUCCUUUAUAUUUUCUUCGGGAUCACCGUCGGUGGUACGUGCGGGAUCCUGCUCUCAGCGCCCAAUGUUUUUGACGUCGUCGAUCAACAACGGAUUCUCGAUGAUCUUCGGCACCUUUAUAACAAUAAAAAGCCGAGU
Mesorhabditis spiculigera is the source of this 1497-nucleotide messenger RNA. NCBI's taxonomy places the organism in Eukaryota, Metazoa, Nematoda, Chromadorea, Rhabditida, Rhabditidae. The record is from the annotation of a GenBank genome assembly.